UCAACGUGGGUCAAUUUUUUGUGAAUGAGGAGGGGAGGUUGUGGGGCCGCCGCCGCGGAGCACCGUCCCCGCCGCCGCCCGAGCCCGAGCCCGAGCCCGAGCCCGCGCACUCGCCUGCGCCGCCGCCGCGCAGCCUGCCGGCCUGGGCCCCGGGCCGCGGCCGCGUCCCGCCGUCGCCGCCCGAGCCUGAGCCGAGUCCAAGCGCGAGCGCCGGCGGGUGGCGGCGCAGGCUGAAGAGAUGCGGCGCGGAGCGCCGGAGCAGGGCUAGAGCGCGGCCGACGCCGCCGCCCGCCGCGGUUCAUCCUUUGGAAGCCAGUUGGAGACCUCUGCUUUCCUUUUGGAUUACUUGGUUCUGAAGACCUUGCCAGUAGGACUCAGAGUUGACCGGUUGUGAUCCAGCUGCCCCAUUUCUAUACUUGCAUGUGUUGGUGGAAGCUUGGUGCUCUUUGGAGCUAUUGUUUACGUGGAAAUUUUGAGCCAUUUUGAAUUGCUUCCCAGAGACGACGCUGCUAGCAAUGAGCUCCCAAAGCCACCCAGAUGGACUUUCUGGCCGAGACCAGCCAGUGGAGCUACUGAAUCCUGCCCGUGUGAACCACAUGUCCAGCACAGUGGAUGUGGCCGCAGCGCUGCCCCUGCAAGUGGCCCCCCCGGCAGUGCCCAUGGACCUGCGCCUCGACCACCCGUUCUCGCUGCCUGUGGCAGAGCCCGCCCUCCGGGAGCAGCAGUUGCAGCAGGAGCUCCUGGCACUCAAGCAGAAGCAGCAGAUCCAGAGGCAGCUCCUCAUCGCUGAGUUCCAGCGGCAGCAUGAGCAGCUCUCCAGGCAGCACGAGGCCCAGCUACACGAGCACAUCAAGCAACAGCAGGAGAUGCUGGCCAUGAAGCACCAGCAAGAGCUGCUGGAGCACCAGCGGAAGCUGGAGAGGCACCGCCAGGAGCAGGAGCUGGAGAAGCAGCACAGGGAGCAGAAGCUACAGCAGCUCAAGAACAAGGAGAAGGGCAAAGAGAGUGCUGUGGCCAGUACAGAAGUAAAGAUGAAGUUACAAGAGUUUGUCCUCAAUAAAAAGAAGGCUCUAGCCCACCGGAACCUGAACACCUGCAUCUCCAGCGACCCUCGCUACUGGUAUGGGAAAACGCAGCACAGCUCCCUGGACCAGAGUUCUCCACCCCAGAGCGGGGUGUCGGCCUCCUACAACCACCCUGUGCUGGGAAUGUACGAUGCCAAAGACGACUUCCCUCUUAGGAAGACAGCUUCUGAACCCAAUCUGAAGUUACGCUCUAGGCUAAAGCAGAAGGUGGCUGAAAGACGGAGCAGCCCCCUGUUACGCAGGAAAGAUGGGCCAGUGGUCACUGCUCUGAAAAAGCGUCCUUUGGAUGUCACAGACUCCGCCUGCAGCAGCGCCCCAGGCUCCGGGCCCAGCUCACCCAGCAACAGCUCCGGGAACGUCAGUACUGAGAACGGGCUCGCCCCCACUGUCCCCAGCAUCCAGGCCGAGACCAGUUUGGCGCACAGACUGGUGACGCGGGAAGGCUCGGUGGCUCCACUCCCUCUCUACACGUCGCCAUCCUUGCCCAACAUCACCCUAGGGCUGCCUGCCACAGGCCCCUCUGCUGGCGCGGCUGGCCAGCAGGACGCUGAGAGACUCGCCCUCCCUGCCCUCCAGCAGAGGAUCUCACUCUUCCCCGGCACCCACCUCACCCCCUACCUGAGCUCGUCGCCCUUGGAGCGGGAUGGCGGGGCAGCACACAGCCCUCUCUUGCACCACAUGGUCUUACUGGAGCAGCCACCUGCACAGACGCCCCUGGUCACAGGCCUGGGAGCACUGCCUCUCCACGCACAGUCCCUGGUUGGCACGGACCGGGUGUCCCCCUCUAUCCACAAGUUGCGACAGCACCGCCCACUGGGGCGCACGCAAUCAGCCCCACUGCCGCAGAACGCCCAGGCCCUGCAGCACCUGGUGAUCCAGCAGCAGCACCAGCAGUUCCUGGAGAAACACAAGCAGCAGUUCCAGCAGCAGCAGCUGCACAUGGGCAAGAUAAUCCCCAAACCAAGCGAGCCAGCCCGGCAGCCUGAGAGCCACCCCGAGGAGACGGAGGAGGAGCUUCGUGAGCACCAAGCCUUGCUGGACGAGCCGUACCUAGACCGGCUCGCAGGGCAGAAGGAGGUGCACACACUGGCUGGCGUGCAAGUGAAGCAGGAGCCCCUCGAGAGCGACGAGGAGGAGGCAGGUGCCCCACGGGAGGGGGAGCCUGGCCCUCGCCAGCCCACGGAACAGGAGCUGCUGUUUAGACAGCAAGCCCUCCUGCUGGAGCAGCAGCGGAUCCGCCAGCUCAGGAGCUACCAGGCGUCCAUGGAGGCUGCCGGCGUCCCUGUGUCCUUUGGUGGCCACAGGCCUCUGUCCCGGGCGCAGUCCUCGCCAGCGUCUGCCACCUUCCCAGUGUCUGUGCAGGAGCCUCCCACCAAGCCAAGGUUCACGACAGGCCUUGUGUACGACACUCUGAUGCUGAAGCAUCAGUGUACCUGUGGGAACACCAAUAGCCACCCGGAGCAUGCUGGGAGAAUCCAGAGCAUCUGGUCCCGCCUGCAGGAGACCGGCCUCCGUGGCAAAUGUGAGAGCAUUCGCGGACGGAAGGCCACCUUGGAGGAGCUACAGACAGUGCACUCGGAAGCACAUACCCUCCUCUACGGCACAAACCCCCUCAACAGGCAGAAACUGGACAGUAAGAAACUUCUAGGCUCGCUAACCUCGGUGUUUGUCAGGCUGCCUUGCGGUGGCGUUGGGGUGGACAGCGACACCAUAUGGAACGAGGUGCACUCUUCGGGGGCGGCCCGCCUGGCCGUGGGCUGUGUGGUGGAGCUGGUUUUCAAGGUGGCCACAGGGGAGCUGAAGAAUGGCUUUGCUGUGGUCCGCCCCCCAGGACACCAUGCUGAGGAGAGCACCCCCAUGGGCUUUUGCUACUUUAACUCUGUGGCAGUGGCAGCCAGACUUCUACAGCAGAGACUGCAUGUGAGCAAGAUCCUCAUUGUGGACUGGGAUGUGCACCACGGGAACGGGACGCAGCAGGCCUUCUACAGUGACCCCAACGUCCUGUACGUGUCACUGCACCGCUAUGACGACGGGAACUUCUUCCCAGGCAGCGGGGCCCCUGACGAGGUGGGCACAGGGCCAGGCGUGGGCUUCAACGUCAACAUGGCUUUCACCGGCGGCCUCAACCCCCCCAUGGGAGAUACCGAGUACCUGGCAGCCUUCAGAACUGUGGUCAUGCCGAUUGCCAGCGAGUUCGCCCCAGACGUAGUGCUGGUAUCUUCGGGCUUUGACGCCGUGGAGGGACACCCCACGCCACUUGGGGGCUACAACCUGUCUGCCAAAUGUUUUGGAUACCUGACGAAGCAGCUGAUGGCCCUGGCUGGCGGCCGAAUCGUCCUGGCCCUUGAGGGAGGCCACGACCUGACGGCCAUUUGUGAUGCCUCUGAAGCAUGUGUCUCUGCUUUGCUAGGAAAUGAGCUUGAUCCUCUCCCAGAAAAGGUCCUGCAGCAAAGACCCAACACUAAUGCCAUCCGGUCCAUGGAGAAAGUCAUAGAGAUCCACAGUAGGUAUUGGCGCUGCCUGCAGCGUGUGUCCUCCACCGUGGGGCUCUCUCUGAUCGAGACGCAGAAGAGUGAAAACGAGGAAGCUGAAACGGUCACCGCCAUGGCCUCGCUUUCCGUGGGCGUAAAGCCUGCCGAGAAGAGACCCGACGAGGAGCCCAUGGAGGAGGAGCCGCCACUGUAGCCCUCACGGAGCCUGUUCUCCUGUUUGUUCGUCUCUGUCUUGAAGCUCAGCCAAGAAACUUUCCCGUGUCGCGCUUGAGUCCCAUCACGGUGCUCUCCUAGAGCGCCAAAGAACACCAGGCGUGUAGCAGCGAUGGGAAGCCUUUCUGCCGCCCAGCCCCGCGGGUCUGGAGACACACAUGCACAGCCUGGGCGUGGCAGCCUCUCCCGGAAUCCGGGACAGGAACCCGGGACAGACGCCAGCGACGUGCAGACGCGCGGACGCAGAAGCCAAGCACACUCUGGCGGCCCCCACGGGGACGCUGUGGAAGAAGGAAGCCUGUGGGCAGCUAGUGGCAGCCUUGCCGAAUUAAGUUGCCACAAGGAAAAGAAAAUGGAAAUCAAAGAUCUAACAAUACAAAAAACUUGAUUAAAACUGGUGCUUUAAAGUUUGAUUAUUACUCACAAGGUCACAGUCUCCGUGUAAACCACUCAACUCAUCUUGUAGCUUAUUUUUUUUUAAAGAGAAAGUUUUCUAUGGCUCUGGCCCACCUCUGUGAGCCACAGUGGUAUGUGGCAGGGUCUGCAGCCAGGUGGGCAGAGUGACGAACCUUUAAAGAAUACAAAACUGGACAGAAACAGGAACGUGAGCCUGGGGGGAGUGGGCUUGAGUUUCUCGAAGCCAUCGGAAGAUGCGAGUUUGUGCCUUUUUUUUUAUUGCUCUAGUGGGCUUUGUGGCUGGGUUUUCUGAAGCCUGAGGAACAAUGCCUUAAGAAAACAUAAACAGCAGGAAUUGGAGGGCCAGUCUCCUGUGGCUGGUGGAGUCUGGUCUGGCGCUCGAGGGCAGGUGCCGGCUGCGGCUCCAGGCCGGGGCUGCGGCCCAGUGGUCCUUGUUCUGCUUUAUUGCUAUUUAAGAAAAAUGGAGGUAGUUCCAAAAAGUGGCAAAUACUGUUGGGGGUUUUGAAGUCCAACAAAUUUUGAAUGAAUCCAAAGUGUUCUUUUCUCACAUGUUAUGUAACAAUUGAUCAUCUCCAUUGGUUGUGAAGCAUGUCGUAGGCACCCUUGCAGUGUUACAGUCGGAAUGCUUUUUAUUAAAAGCAAGUAGCAUGAAGCAUUGCUUAAAUUUUAGGUAUGAAUAAAUAUAUAUAUAUAUGUAUAAUAUAUAUUCCAAUGUAUUCCAAGCUAAGAAACUUGAUUCUUACGAAAUCUUGAUGAAGAUAUUUAUAAUGCAUUUAUAGAAAAAGUAUAUAUAUAUAUACAUAUAUAUAUAUAAAAUAAAUGCAGAUGGUGAAGGUCCCUGUGAAUGAAUGGCUUGUGAAUCAGCUCUAAAGGUGCUUGUGGAAGGGAUCUUGAUUAAAUUGGUGUAUUUUUGAGCUCCGAGCUGGCUGGCUUUCAGAUCACCAACACAUUCGCCACUGGGCAACUACCCUACCAGUUUGUACUUUAAUUUUAAUUAUUUUCUAACAGAGCCCCUUUCCUCUCCAAACCUUCAUGCACAUAUGUAUCUAAUGAAUUUUUAUAGCAAAGAAUAUAAAUUUGCUGUUGAUUUUUUGUAUGAAUUUUUCACAAAAAAGAUCUGAAUAAGCAUUGUUUUGUGAAUUUUGCAUUAUUUCUCACCAUUUAGCAAUUUUCUGAAUGGUAUUAUUUCUAAAUCUUUUUCCUUUUAAAAUUCUUUCUUGUACAUUUUUUUUAACUUUCAAAGUUUUUUAUUAUUUUUUGGUUUUGUUUAUUUUUGUACAGUGAGCGGUUUUCUGCAGUGUACAGGAAUUGUCGCCGUCAGAGUUUAUUUUCAGAAAGUAUGAAGAAGGACCUUGGGUCUUUUCAGGGCGACACCAAGGAUUCUGUCUUUCCUAGUCUGCCCUAGGAGCUGUAUGAAGAAGCCAGAGGGCUUUUCUUAAAUUCAACACUAGUAUUACAAGGGGAAUGUGUUCUCCCCUCUGUGGCAAGUGCAGGGACAGCAACGCACAGUGUGGGCCACCCUGCUGGGCUCUGUGGCCAGUCAACAUUAAUGAAACUCACAUUUAAGCUUCUCUGGCCACAUCUUCAGGAUAGAAAUUCUAACUUGAGUUUUCCAAAGACCUUUUAAGCAUGUCGGCAAUGCAUGGGGCACGCAUGGGGCUUUUCACCUAGUGAGGUUUUUCUGCUGCCGCCACAUGGCUGGAGUUCAGGCUGGAAGCAGCCAGCCCUGGAUUUUGGAGCCUGUGGCUGCAGAGAACCCAGGGCUCUGCUGUCUGGAGAGCCUGCAGGGACAGCACAGACCUGCCCCAGGACAGCCAGUCUUCACUCUUUGUCUUUUUGACAGUAACUGACAGUCACUUUUUACUGGUAAAUUUUCAGCACUUGACUCCACCAGUUUCAUUCCAAAGUGUAUCAAGUUCAGACUUGUGAGUAGAAGUUCAGAUCACCGUGCUCAGAAGGGUCCCCAACCAAGUUCCUGACUUUGGUAAAGUUUACAGGGCAGCUUCUGGAAGAGACACUAACUCAGUCAGAUUUCUGACCAAAUGAACAGAAACCCUUGGAUUCAGUUGGUGGCUGCCUGCUGUGGUCCUCUCUGAGACAGCAGUGUGAGAGCGGGGCAGAAAGGUCUUGAGACCUGUUUCACUUUCUCCUCCCUACUGGCCACUCUUUGUUCCAGAGCCUAAGCUGGCACGAGGAGCCGAUUUGGGCCGUUCCCCGUUUGUGACACAUGGCAGUGGCGGUGCAGCUAGCCAGGGCUUGGCAUGGCCCUCUGAGGAGCCACCACCUGCGUGCUCCCAGCCGAGGUUCAUGGCAGGAAUGCCUCAUCUCACUUUUGAGCAGAUGAUGGGAUUACAUGCCCCACUCAGUGGUCAGGUUAUCACUGGAGGGAUUCACCUCCAGUCUCAUUCAGAUGGAGACACCCUUUGCACAGAGGCCUAGCAGGCAGAAGCUCCCUUCCCUUGUCCGCUCGCUCCAGCUUCACAGACAUGCUGAAAGCAUUAGCAUGUAGCCUUUUCUUUGAAGACACACUUGGCCCUUCUCCAUGGCCAGCACCCUGGGCCGGUGGUGGAGGGCCUGUCUGCCGUGGCAUCAGUGGGCAGGUCCACACCGAGGGUUCCUUCACAGGCCUUCCUUUUGGUCCUUGGACCUUUAGCCUUUUUCUUCCUUUGCAAAGGCCUUGGGGACACUGGCCCGGGGAGUUGGCCAGCGAGCACUUUAUAUCCCUCUGGGGGAAGCCCCCUGACACCCCAGGGCUCCUGGCCUCACUGCCCUCACUGCCUCCUGCUGUACCACGUGCCCAGACCCCACCAGCAGGCGGCCAUCCUGGGAAGCCGCCCGCAGGGACUGGCCGCCCUCCCGGCGUCCAUGGCUCCUCUCCAGGGCCACUUUGUCAAAGUGUUUCAGUUUUUCUUUAAUUCUUUUAGAACUGUUUCUAAAAGGAAGAGCCGUUUUGUCAUGGUCUGACACAGAAGCAGGUCUGAUUUUUGCAGCACUAGCCGCGGACUUUGUUUUCAUUUUGAUCAGAACAUUCCUCCUUUACUGGCCACAGCCAUGUGCUCAUUCCAUUCUUUUUGUAGACUUUGGGCCCACGGGUUUUAUGGGCGUUGAUACAUAUAUAAAUAUAUAGAUAUAAAUAUAUGAAUAUAUUUUUUUAAGUUUCCUACACCUGGAGGCUGCAUGGACUGUACGACUGGCAUGUCUUUAUAUCGUAUACAGAUUUUGCACGCCAAACUCGGCAGCUUUGGGGAAGAAGAAAAAUGCCUUUUUGUUCCCCUCUCAUGACACUUGCAGAUACAACAGAUGGAAAUUUUUCUGUAAAACAAAACCUUGAAGGAGAGGAGGGGGGGAAGUUUGUGUCUCACUGAACUUAUUCUUAAGAAAUUGUACUUUUUAUUGUAAGAAUAAAAAGGACUACUUAAACAUUUGUCAUAUUAAGAAAAAGUUUAUCUAGCACUUGUGACACACCAAUAGUAGAGUUUAUUGUAUUUAUGUGGAAACAGUGUUUUAGGGAAACUACGCAGAACUCAGAGUGAGCUGCUCGUCUCUCUCAAGUUGAUUUGGAGGAAUUUUGUUUUGUUUUGUUUUGUUUGUUUCCUUUUAUCGCCUUCCACAGGCCAGGUGAGCGCCACCGGACCUCACAGCCUCGUGAUGGUUGAUUCUGAUUGGAAACCAGGUGGGCUCCAGAGAGUCCCCUUUUUCACACAGCUGUGUUAGCUCUUUAAUUAAUUUUAGGUGAUGUGUGGCUAAGAUUUCACUUUCAGCAGCGGUGACCUGUACGAGCACUGUGGUUUAAAGUCACACUUUGCAUCGAGAGGAAACCAUUUCUUCAUUGUAACGAAGCUGGGCUUGUUCUCGGCUCAGCCUCACCUUGUCUUUGACAUUGAUUAAAAGUCUCCUAUUGAAAGAAAAAGAAAGC
Messenger RNA from Nycticebus coucang (slow loris), 8123 nucleotides. RefSeq names its product histone deacetylase 4 (gene HDAC4). The record is from RefSeq and is a predicted model, not a curated record. Gene Ontology annotation, biological process: chromatin organization; negative regulation of transcription by RNA polymerase II. The coding region runs from base 516 to 3770 and encodes 1084 amino acids. Gene Ontology annotation, molecular function: histone deacetylase activity. Gene Ontology annotation, cellular component: histone deacetylase complex. The transcript is spliced from 27 exons. NCBI's taxonomy places the organism in Eukaryota, Metazoa, Chordata, Mammalia, Primates, Lorisidae.